Molecule: messenger RNA, 2923 nt
Organism: Silurus meridionalis
Lineage: Eukaryota; Metazoa; Chordata; Actinopteri; Siluriformes; Siluridae
Gene: adarb1a
Product: adenosine deaminase RNA specific B1a
Exons: 10
Coding region: 488-2509 (673 amino acids)
Biological process (GO): RNA processing; adenosine to inosine editing
Cellular component (GO): nucleolus; cytoplasm
Molecular function (GO): tRNA-specific adenosine deaminase activity; double-stranded RNA binding; double-stranded RNA adenosine deaminase activity
Source: RefSeq, a predicted model, not a curated record
AUUCCUCCUCGUUAUAAAUUUACGCCUUGAGGUAAUUAAAAUACACGCGCCUUAUCUUCAACCAAUCAUGUGGCAUGAUGCACCUGUCCCUCGCUCCUCCAAUCAGAGUGCUCGGUUGCUAUGCCGUCCGUCUACUUUUGACCAAUCAGCUGAGCCGCGCGCGGUCGAGGUCCUGCCUCCUGGUUUCAACGUCCUGCGGCUUUUCCCUUCACCGAGUCUCCUCAGACUCACACAGCGCUCCGGAAAUCACACACGCGUCACUGCUUUAUUUACACCCGUAAACAAUCUCGUUUUAAUCCUGAAAUAACACCAGACUUCGCUUUAUGAAGGUAAAUGAAAUGUUGUGACGCGUCGUGAAUCCCACAGCCGCUGGAAGUGUUAGCUUAGCUUUCAGUCCACACGUCUCGAGCCGUCUUUCUCUCAGCGCUACCGACACACUCGGAAUCCACAGACGUUUCACAGUGUGAAUGUGAUUAAAGACGAGAGUAUGAGUUCAUGCGGCACGGAUGUUAAAGAAAACCGCAAUCUGGAUAAUUUUCUGGUCAAGGCAGCGCAACAGACAGCCAAUAGAAAUGCGUCGUUGGGGUCGAGACGCAAGCGGCCCCUGGAGGAGGGAAACCGAGGCCAUGCCCACUCCAAAUUCCGUCCCAAACGGCGCAAGAAAGCACCAGGUCCGAUGUUGCCAAAGAACGCUCUCAUGCAGCUGAACGAGAUCAAACCGGGCCUCCAGUACAAACUCCUGUCCCAGACAGGGCCGGUACAUGCGCCGGUCUUCGCCAUGAGCGUGGAGGUUAACGGCCAGCGCUUUGAAGGGAUGGGACCCACAAAGAAGAAGGCUAAGUUAAAUGUGGCAGAAAAGGCUCUGCGUUCUUUCGUCCAGUUCCCUAACGCUUCCGAAGCUCACGUGGCCAUGGGCCGCACAUUCAGCAUCAACACAGACUUCACCUCGGACCAGGCGGAUUUCCCAGACGCUCUGUUUAACGGAUUUGAGACGCCACACGAUCUGCUCCGCCCCAUUUCCAGCACCAACGGAACCCUGCACCCUCGGAGCAAGUGCCCUGCGCCUGUUUCGGCGCCUCAGCCUGUCCUUGUGGGCCAUGGAAAGAACGCAGUGAUGAUCCUGAACGAGUUGCGGCCGGGCCUUAGGUACGAGUUCGUGGCAGAGAGCGGAGAGAGCCACGCGAAGAACUUUGUGAUGGCUGUAACGGUGGACUCGCAGGCCUUUCAGGGAUCCGGCAGGAAUAAGAAACUGGCAAAAGCACGCGCCGCUCAGGCAGCACUUUCGGGCCUCUUUAACAUGCAGCUAGACCAGACGCCGUCUAGACAACCCAUUCCCAGAGAGGGUCUGCAGUUACACCUGCCGCAGGUCCUGGCAGACGCUGUGUCUAGGCUGGUGGUGGAAAAGUUCAGCGAGCUGACAGACAACUUCAUAUCUCCUCACGCACGACGGAAAGUCCUUGCUGGUGUUGUUAUGACAACAGGGACUGAUGUGAAGGACGCACAGGUGAUCUGCGUUUCCACGGGAACCAAGUGCAUAAAUGGUGAAUACAUGAGUGACCGAGGCCUGGCGUUAAACGACUGUCACGCCGAGAUUAUCGCACGCCGCUCGCUAAUCAGAUACCUGUACAGCCAGCUGGAGUACUUCCUCAGUAAUAAUCCAGAGGAUCAUGAGAGCUCUAUAUUCCGGCAGUGUGACCUGCACGGGUACCAGCUGAAAGAAGGUGUACAGUUCCACCUGUACAUCAGCACCUCACCGUGUGGAGACGCUCGCAUCUUCUCACCACAUGAAGCCGCUGUUGAGGAUCAGGGAGACAGACACCCAAACAGAAAAGCUCGAGGGCAGCUGCGAACUAAGAUCGAGUCAGGUGAGGGAACCAUUCCGGUCCGCUCCAGUAACACCAUCCAGACGUGGGAUGGAGUCCUGCAGGGGGAAAGACUGCUCACCAUGUCCUGCAGUGAUAAGAUCUCCAGGUGGAAUGUGGUGGGUGUUCAGGGUUCUCUGAUGAGUUAUUUCUCAGGCCCUAUCUAUUUCUCCAGUAUAAUCCUGGGCAGUCUGUAUCAUGCGGAUCAUCUCAGCAGGGCCAUGUACCAGCGCAUUGCAGAUAUAGAGGAGUUACCACAGCCCUUCACCCUCAACAGACCACUGCUGAGCGGAAUCAGUAACGCGGAGGCGCGCCAGCCCGGAAAAGCUCCAAACUUCAGUGUGAACUGGACGGUGGGGGAUCAGGGGUUGGAAGUCAUUAACGCCACCACAGGGAAGGAUGACCUUGGCCGACCUUCUCACCUCUGCAAACACACCCUGUACAACCGCUGGGUUCGACUACACACAAAACUCUCUCAGACUCUGAGGAUCCGAGCGACUCGACCCACUUCAUAUCAUGAUGCCAAACAAGGUGCUGCAGAUUACCAAUCAGCCAAACAGACUCUGAUCCAAACAUUCCAGAAAUUGGGCCUUGGCGCUUGGGUGAAAAAACCCAUUGAACAGGACCAGUUCUCCCUCACACCAUGACAGAGAAAAAGAGAGAGAGAGAGAGAGAGAGAGAGAGAGAGGAGAAAAACGACAGCACAUGUCUGUUUGAACUAUUCAGCAUAUUACUGUUCCCACACAUCCCCAGGCAUCUCUCAACUGUACCUCAUUAUUCUGUUUUUGUUCUGCGCUGCGUCGUGGCCUUGAUACUUUUGUGUAACAGAAAUGUUAUAUCUCCUGUUAUUAUGUUAUUUAAGUGUUAUUUUAAACGUGUAACGGUGUUGAAGUAUGUGCUUGUGCUUUAACACCAGGAGUCUCGGAUUCGCUGGCUGGGUUUUUAUUCUUUCGCUUGUUGCAUUUUACGAUUUUAUAAUUUAUUUUGAUCAUGGAUAAUCACAAUUAUUUGCAAUUAAUCAACCAGUUAUAAAAUAAUAAUGAAUCCUCACUGAUGAAGAA